This is a messenger RNA of Cyclospora cayetanensis, 2049 nucleotides long. Its product is annotated as probable serine/threonine protein phosphatase 2A regulatory subunit B''delta. Lineage: Eukaryota; Apicomplexa; Conoidasida; Eucoccidiorida; Eimeriidae. The record is from RefSeq and is a predicted model, not a curated record. Bases 1 to 2049 code for a protein of 682 amino acids. Gene Ontology annotation, molecular function: calcium ion binding; protein phosphatase regulator activity. The transcript has 15 exons. Gene Ontology annotation, cellular component: protein phosphatase type 2A complex. Gene Ontology annotation, biological process: protein dephosphorylation.
AUGGGGGAUUACUCCUCAGGAGGAAGGGGGCCCCUGGGGUCGGGCAAGGCCUGGAAGGAGUCUCCAGUCUCGCCGGAGAAAGGGGCCUCAAAGGGCCUCCCCCCGGCAGGGGCCUCCUGUGAGGCCCCUUUCUCCGUCGAGACCACUUCCCCCCAGAGAACUCCGAGAAGCCAGACAAGAGCCGCUGUCUCGCAAGCGGGAGCCUCAGAUCAAGCGACUCCAACAGAGCUUUCGGAGGGUCGAGACGUCUUCUGUACCCCUCUGGGCGUGUCUCCCCGAAACACUCCUGAAGGGGCUCUUGAGGCCUCUUCGCAUUCAAGAAAUGAGCCUUUUGAAUCCCCCCCCUCGCUCCCAAAAAGGACUGGCUCGCCCAAGAGAAUUGGGGGGCCCCCACAGGCUGCUGCCGACUCUGGCCGCGCUGAAGGGAAGCGCGCGCAUGAGGGGCCCACCGAGGCUCCAGAGGUCGCUGGCAAGCACGUCCUCGCAGUCGUCAGAAAAGCUCGACAGCAGCGCAGCCUGAAGGCUCCCUUGUCAAUUGAAGGGGAGACAGCUGCCGCGAUUGCAGCAGUCUUCGAGGACGUAGAGGGGGGAGGCCUCUCUCUGGAAGUCUUCAGGGAGAGAGUUGUGGAACCGCUUCUUGGGCUGGGGCCCUUUUUGGCUGGUCCCCUCUUCAGGAGAAUCGACUCUGAGGGGAUAGGGCUUGUGACAGCGGAGCAGCUGCGGGAAUUCUGGCGUGGGCGGUUCGUUUUGCGGUCAAAAGAUCCCUCCUUGCAGUGCGAUUUCCCCCUCUCUCCCCUCCCCACCUACUGUUCUCCCGAGAGUCAUGGACUGCCGGAGAGCUCCCACGGGGCAGGUGCUCCUGCGCUUAGAAGGGGCAGUCUGAUCAACUUCAUGGGAGCUCUUGCGAUCAAGGGGCCCUUUAUAUACCCCGAAGACUUACGACCCUGGAUCGUCGAGGUGGCUGAGUGCGCUCCAGACAUGGCAUUCCUUCUGGAUCCGCAGUCCGAAGAGUACCUUCACAAAUACGUUGACUCCGUGAUUGCUCGGAUCAUGUUCUACGUCGACGAAGACUCCAAGGGGUGCUUGUCAAUGCGCGAUCUAAGGCGCAGCGCACUGGUCCACGUUUGGUGUAGCUUGAACCCUUCGAUGGAGCUUAGCGCCGUCAGGAAGUUCUUCAGCUAUGACCAUUUUUAUGUCUUUUAUUGCUCUUUUCACGAAUUGGAUGAAGACGAAGACUUCCUUCUCCACCGCAGCGACGUCAGCAAAUACCAGGACCAUAGCAUGAGCACUCUGGUUGAAGCUCGACUUUUCUCUCAAGCAGCGCACCGCUUUUCUUGCGAAAAGUCUCAGCAUUGGAACUUUCAGGAUUGGAUUUGGUUCGUAUUGGCGUACCACGAAGUGACCCUCCCCAAAGCUCUUCGCUUCUGGUUUGAUGUCUUCGACUUGGAUGGAGAUGGAUUUUUAAGGGACCACGAGCUGGAAGCGGCUUACGAGUCUCAAGCUGAGCGACUGCGUAUGCGGGAGGGCAAGGCGCAGAGUUAUAAGGAGUUCAUUUGUCAGGCUGGGAAAGUGCUGGCAGAGGAGGUAGAGUCCGUGCAUUGUGCUCAUUAUUUUUUAAAGGCCUGUAUGGGGUUCUACCUCCCCAGUGCACCCUCUGUAGAACUUCUUGUUGCACGUUUCUUACACGGAGGCGUGAAAGUGCUGCCUCCAUGGGGAUGCAGGAGCGAUGCCUUGGGCCUGGCUCCUUCUUCUUCCGGCAUAAGCUGCCAGGAGUUUUUGCGUUCCCCUGCGGCUGCCGGAUUUUUGGUAAACUGUCUCCUCAAGGCGCAAGUACUUCGAGCUUUCGAUGAGGGCGAAGCUGUCAUCAACACUGUUCAUGGAAAUCCAAUUGAACGCGCCGUCCUCUUGAACUUCACGCCCUUUGAGAUAUUCGCGCAUGCAGAGUAUGCUGCCUUCACUGCCCAGCGCUUCGAGGAGAGUCUCGAAUUGGGAGAUGGCCGGGCAGAGCGCUGUAGAGGUGAACAUGGUGCCACGGCUAAAUGCGGAUGA